UUAAAACUAGCCUUGCACAGGGUGGGUGGGGUAAUAUAAUGUGUGUUUGAACAGACAAGGUAAAGUCUCCUGUUGUAAUACGUGCUCAGGCAACGAACGGGCUUGAAAGGAAUGUUUUACAACAGUGACACUAACACUGGAGAGACCGCAUGCUAAAGGAUUACCCACUCUUUGGAAAUCACUGAUUUGAAUGUUAAACCACAAUGGAGGCAACUAGUGACACCACAAAGAUCCUGGGAAAGGGUCCUGAAUACCUUCGAAAGCAGAUGGAACUGGAGAGUGAGACAAAAGGACGCAUGAGUGCUGUGGAGAGGCUCGCUGCAAGCAAACCAAAAUAUGUCAAAAGCCAACAGGUUGUUAACUCAACUCAGGAGCCAGUGACCAGUCUUGGAUCAGCCUCGGUGAGUAGCACUGGGUCUUCUAACCAUUGCGGGAAUCUUGUCACAGGGAGUAACUCAAGAGAGGCUACAUGUGGUGCACAAAUCAACAGCUUACCCGGGCAGGUACGUCGGUCCAGCUCCAAAAACCGUCGAGACUCGCUUCUGCUACACAGACAGAAAUGUGAGUUACUGAGAGGGUCCGAAAAUGAACGGAAACAUCCUAUAACACGCAAGUUGCUCAGCUCUUUGCAUAAAAAUGUUUCAUUACCUGAGGCAACAGAUAAGGAGUGUGAAUCUGAGUGCAACAAGGAAAAAAUCUCCACACCUGAGGGAACAGCAAAGGAAUGCAGCUCACAAUCAGAGAGGAGGAAGAAUGGAGUAGUUAAGCAACAAAACACAGAAUACAAUGAUCCUGGAUCUAAGGUGACAGCGGAUGUUGUGAAGCAAUCUGCUGGACUCCUAACGGUUCCUGAAUUUGAAGGCAGGUCUGGCAAAGGAGUAAGUCGUUCUCACUCCGACAUCAGCUCCAGGUACUCUAAGAACUUUGCAGACUUUGAUGCUUUUUUCAAAUACUGUGGGCUGGGCGGCGAGGUUAUUGAAUCUUUUGGGAAGGACAACUUCUCUGCACACUCAAAUGAAAUUGCCAUAAACAUCCGGAGUGUCAGCAUCUCUACAUCAGACGACGGCUUCUCCAGGAACAGUGGUGACAGCGACGGAAUAAUGGAAGACAGGCUACAUGAAAAGAUACGUCAAGAGACGUCAGUUAUUGAGCGCAAUGCAAGGAUUAUCAAAUGGCUGUACAGCUGCAGAAAUGCUAUAGAGACUGGAAAAACUUUAAGAGACCUUGAUUGAGAUUAAGACAGAGGCUACAUGCUUAAG
Etheostoma cragini (Arkansas darter) is the source of this 1259-nucleotide messenger RNA. RefSeq names its product family with sequence similarity 110 member C (gene fam110c). The record is from RefSeq and is a predicted model, not a curated record. Bases 204 to 1232 code for a protein of 342 amino acids. Lineage: Eukaryota; Metazoa; Chordata; Actinopteri; Perciformes; Percidae. The transcript has a single exon.